Molecule: messenger RNA, 1620 nt
Organism: Pseudovirgaria hyperparasitica
Lineage: Eukaryota; Fungi; Ascomycota; Dothideomycetes; Acrospermales; Acrospermaceae
Exons: 4
Coding region: 216-1277 (353 amino acids)
Source: RefSeq, a predicted model, not a curated record
GGGAUGCUUGACACCCUCGUCGCUUCGGAACCGGUCAAGGUGAUCUGUGUGCAGGAGGCGCACACAAGGCUGUGCCUGGGGUAGAGGGGAGGCAGCAGGGUAUAAUGUAUAAAAUGCUGCUUCUUUGACCCGGUUUGCUUUGUUUUGAGAAUACCGGUGUCUUGGACUUGUUUGUGUUUACGAGGGUUUUUGUAGGGUGUUUGCAUCACAACAAAAUGUCAGACAUCCAGUCCCCCACCGCAGUCGUCCCACCCGCCUUACUCUUCUCACCCACCCCCUCCCAAAGGUCCAGCAUGGCCGACUUCCCAACGAGCCGUCUCCCACAAUACCUCUUCCGCGUCUUCUCGCCCGCAUCCGCCGGCAGCACGAGCGCAACCGAGAUCCUCCCGCACUGCAUGCACAAAUACAAGACCACCCGACAACCACGAGACGUCUUCGCUACUGACCCCAGUGCCGCCGCCUUCAUGGUUGAACGUCAUCUAAGAUGGAGACGGGGCCACGAACACACAUGCAGUUUGGUCAGUUGGACGAGCUCGCUGCUUUUCGCGCUGCAGUACGGCUUCUACAAGGCCUCCAAGGAGAAGGUUGAUUUGUCGGAGGUGAACCUCAUGGUUAUUGACACUGCAGCAUUUGAGCCGCGGCAGUUCAUCAAGGAUCUGGAUCUGCUGGCUGCGUUCGAGGCGGAUGACAGGGUAUCGGAGGAGCGCAGGGUGGAGCUAGAGGGACUCUGGGGACUUCGGACGAAGAAAAAGGCUCUGAACAAAUUGUUUUAUUUCGGCGAGUACAUUUCGCAGGGGAGGAUGGAUGUGGCGGGCCGGUGUGCGGUUACGGAUUUCGGGAGCAUGGUGCAGUAUGGACUGUUCAAGGUGUAUCCUCAACUGGGAGACAAAUCGACCUGGUCGUCAUGGGCAAAUCGGGUUCUUGCGCUGCGUAGAGAGUUUUUUGAGGAUAGCGACGGUCCGGAGCAGACUGAUCGCCUAGUGCCCAGCCGUCUGAUCAAGAUUGCGAAAAAGUGCUUUGGAGGGGUCUGGGCUCUUCCUGUGGCGAUUAUGUUUCUGGCUUUGAAGCCCCGAGCCCGCGACGAUUCCGCGAUCCUGAGUUGUUUUGGGAAGCAAUUCACUUUAGCACAGGUCGAAGCUUGGAAUGAGCGUGAGAUCACGAUUGUUGCGGAACGUCAGCCGGAGCUGGAGGAGUUCGAAAACUUGAAGCAUGUAAUCGUGAAUCACAUUGUGGAUGGAGGUGAUAUUCUUAACGCGCUCGGGAAUCUAGCGAUCUAGUCAUGACUUUUGCAUUCUGUCUACAUUCACCCAUCUAAGCUUCCUGGUUCCUAUCUGUUCAUAUAAGUACAUCUCGUCUCUACUUCAGCUACGCUACUACGACACAAUGUAAAAGCAUAUGGAUUAUUUUUGAAUAUUCUAGAGUACAUUGCACACGAGUAACUACCGGAGAGCAAGACACGUGAUGGAAGAGUAAUGUAUACAGUCUAUAUAUCCAACGGGGGUAUCUAAAGCGAUAUGAAUGUACAGAAGCGAGACCGCAUCUCCAUGCUAACAAUGAAGCGUACUUAUAAACGGGACAGGGAUCCAAGAGUAAAUGUAAGCCAAGACAGUCAAAGAGUAU